AUGAACAAUCCUUGAGCUUACUUGGCAGGUGGCGACGAGAGGCGCGAUAAAGCCGGGCAUGCUCCAGAGGUUGGUCUUUGGCUCCAACGACAGAAAAGGCGGGUCGGCUCUAAGCUCGAGUACCGACACCAUCCUCUCAGUCAUGGUGCGCAGGCGGACAACUUGCCGAGCCAACAGCUCGGAUGCAGCCACCGACGAGGCAGUCGGCUCGAGCGUUCGGAGGGCGAAGUCGGUGUGUUCGAAAGAGUGUGGCCGGCUCCUGGAAAUGAGAAACAGUCCGACAAAGCGAUGGAGUUAGGGACUCCGAAAAGAGGCUCUUGGAGGCAUAGAGACAGGGUUUGCUGGCCGGCCAGUCUGUGUUUGGUGAAUGCCAGUGCGGAGGAUGAGUAUGCGGAAAGAAUAAAAGUUGAUUGGAAGGAGUCCGUUGAAUGGUCGCCUCGGCAACCGAAGGAGGCCUGCCACGUUUGGAAGACUGUUGUAUUGUGCAAAGAAGUCUCGGCUCCGCCGUCCUGCCACCCCGAUCAACCUGUGCUAAGCUCUCGUCUGUACCGCCGUGGCAGACAUUAUCACAGCAAGAAUUGCUACUUUCGAAAAAAAGCAACAAUCUGCAAAACCCAGAGAAAGGCUGGUCUGCUGAAACUCCAUUCUCGCGAAACUUGGCAGUUUUCGAUAAGGAACUCUUACGACUUUAUACUAUUAGUUGACGAUAGGACGAUAGCAAGAGGAGAUUUGUUGGUAAUUUUCCAUAAAGUGUAUGUGUUCAUUAACAUGCCGAUAAACGAGGCAAUGAUGGCUACAGAAUUAACUCUAGACGAGCACCCUGACAUUAGAAGAGGCAAAAGGUUAGGCAAAGAUUCGACCAUUGGAGUAGUCACUUUGGCGAUGCAUAAUACCUAUUGUACCUUCAACGGUAACAUGGAGUUAACACCGAGCUCUGUUUCCAUUUUAGCCAAUAACUACACGGCCCAAUUGGAGGCUCGUGUGUUUAAGGAGGCACUUUUAGUUUCCAAGUUAUCAGUUCGUUAUAUGCACGAUUACUUUGCCGCUUGGCAACACGGCUAA
Molecule: messenger RNA, 1062 nt
Organism: Protopolystoma xenopodis
Lineage: Eukaryota; Metazoa; Platyhelminthes; Monogenea; Polystomatidea; Polystomatidae
Source: the annotation of a GenBank genome assembly